CGUGUUUAAUGCAUUUGUAGCUGCUGAUGAAGUUGAUUUUAUUGCUUCAUUUCAAAUGUUUUCAUGGCUUCUCUUGAUUUUUUGUUCUGCCCUCACCCCGGCUCGUGCCACUGCUACCGUGACCCUGUAACACGUCGAACCAGGGCUCCAUUGCAUUUACCUUUCUCUGGGAGAGGUCGAGAUGGUGUACGACUAGUGCAAAUGAAGUCCUUUCUAUUUGUUUACUGGAUAGUCUCAGUGUGGUCUCCUAAUCGGAAAGCAUUGUCAUACAAGACCUUCUGACUUACCGUGGAUUACUUGAGAGCUGAUCACGUUGCUGCCCUGGAGAGGCUGGUUCACUUUAUUGGACCAAAAAUGACGGAAAUCUAUAGUCCCACAGCUUGCAGACAGUUAUCUCAGAUGGCCAUUGCAAUCAUCUUCUUUCACGGUUCUGAAUAUCUCUUAGCCCUUUCUAUUCAUGGGAGAUCGAACGUAUCUCUUAAUUCUCUUUUGAUUAGCAAAAGCUAUCUUCUGGCAAUGUUAUUUUCAUUGGUGGAAUACGUUAUUGAGGUUACUUUAUUUCCCGAGCUAAAGGAAUAUUGGGCGAUCAGUAAUUUGGGACUCGCCAUGGUUGUGAUUGGGGAAAUUAUACGGAAGAUGGCGAUUAUAACAGCUGGGCGGGCCUUUACGCAUGUUAUAAGAGUUCAUUAUGAUGAGCGUCACCAAUUGAUUACGCAUGGGAUAUACAAGUUUAUACGUCAUCCAGGGUACUGCGGUUUCCUCAUAUGGUCUGUGGGCACACAAAUAAUGCUCUGCAAUCCCUUAUCAACUAUCGCAUUUGCAGCUGUUGUUUGGCGCUUCUUUGCUAAGAGAAUAGCAUAUGAAGAGUUCUUUCUGAGACAGUUUUUUGGAGCACAGUAUGAGGAAUAUUCUCGGCGAGUUGUGUCUGGUGUCCCAUUUGUAAAUUGGAGGUCAACCAAUGUUGUGAACUGAGAUGUAUGCUCCGCUUUUCAGUGUCUCCGAGUUCCCUCUCAUCGCGUUCUGAGACUGACUACACUGCACGUGGCUGGAGAUAUUUAUAAAGUUGGGGCAGGACGUUUGGUUUGUACAUGUGCUUGUUCCUGAGCGAUGAUGCAGAUCGUGGCUUCGCGGCCUCAACAGUCAUCACAGAGUUCGGGGAAACCGAGUUGAUUUCGUCCAAACUUGUACUAAAUUAUUGCAUGUCCUGUCUCAAAUCAUUACGUUUUCCUGUGGCGGGUGCUCUGAUGUGAUUCAGCUUAGGCAUGUCCAAUCAAACGAUGUCCAGCGUGGCAUCCAUUCAAUUAGGUCCCUUUGGUUUGGCUGUGCGCUUAAAAUGCAAGGUAUCCGCUACUUAUGACAAUGAUGGAUCUUGCUCCGGUCUUAGUCCUCCUUUUAGUAAUUAUUAUCCCUAUUUUAUGAAACAAAGAAGAUAACCAUCAAUACUAAUGUGAAAUACAAAAUCUGCGAAGAGCAAUACGGUUACAGAUCAUUUUGAUCCCCGUGCAGAUGUAUGGAUCCAUUCUAUGAUAAUAUUGGCGUAUUUUUUACCUAA
Molecule: messenger RNA, 1552 nt
Organism: Neltuma alba
Lineage: Eukaryota; Viridiplantae; Streptophyta; Magnoliopsida; Fabales; Fabaceae
Product: protein-S-isoprenylcysteine O-methyltransferase A
Exons: 2
Coding region: 355-972 (205 amino acids)
Biological process (GO): C-terminal protein methylation
Cellular component (GO): membrane; endoplasmic reticulum
Molecular function (GO): protein C-terminal S-isoprenylcysteine carboxyl O-methyltransferase activity
Source: RefSeq, a predicted model, not a curated record